Talpa occidentalis (Iberian mole) is the source of this 8830-nucleotide messenger RNA. RefSeq names its product AT-rich interaction domain 5B (gene ARID5B). Gene Ontology annotation, biological process: regulation of transcription by RNA polymerase II. Gene Ontology annotation, cellular component: nucleus. The transcript has 10 exons. Bases 131 to 3685 code for a protein of 1184 amino acids. The record is from RefSeq and is a predicted model, not a curated record. Gene Ontology annotation, molecular function: transcription cis-regulatory region binding. NCBI's taxonomy places the organism in Eukaryota, Metazoa, Chordata, Mammalia, Eulipotyphla, Talpidae.
CUCAGUUUUAUAUUGAGACAUUACGCCGGCUGAGGACAUACAAUGCAUUCCCCUUCCAGGACCUGAUGCAAUCCAUUCAAGCCAACAAGUUUGGAGAGAAUGUUGAGUUCAAUCAAUUCAGAACGUCGAGAUGGAGCCCAACUCACUCCAGUGGGUCGGCUCACCGUGUGGCUUGCACGGACCUUACAUUUUCUACAAGGCUUUUCAAUUCCACCUUGAAGGCAAACCAAGAAUUUUGUCCCUUGGCGACUUUUUCUUUGUAAGAUGUACGCCAAAGGAUCCGAUUUGCAUAGCGGAGCUCCAGCUGUUGUGGGAAGAGAGGACCAGCCGGCAACUUUUAUCCAGCUCUAAACUUUAUUUCCUCCCAGAAGACACUCCCCAAGGCAGAAAUAGCGACCAUGGCGAGGAUGAAGUCAUUGCUGUUUCCGAAAAGGUAAUUGUGAAGCUUGAAGACCUCGUCAAGUGGGUACAUUCUGAUUUCUCUAAGUGGAGAUGUGGUCUCCAAGCUGAGUCAGUGAAAACUGAGACCUUGGGAAGAAAUGGACAAAAGGAAGCUCUGCUGAAGUACAGGCAGUCAACUCUGAACAGUGGACUCAACUUCAAAGAUGUUCUCAAGGAAAAGGCUGACCUUGGGGAGGACGAGGAAGACACGAACGUGAUAGUUCUCAGCUACCCUCAGUACUGCCGGUACCGCUCCAUGCUGAAGCGCAUCCAGGAUAAGCCGUCUUCCAUCCUAACGGACCAAUUUGCGUUGGCCCUGGGGGGCAUUGCAGUGGUCAGCAAGAACCCUCAGAUCCUGUACUGUCGGGACACCUUUGACCACCCGACUCUCAUAGAAAAUGAGAGUAUAUGUGAUGAGUUUGCGCCAAAUCUUAAAGGCAGACCACGCAAAAAGAAACCAUGCCCACAGAGAAGAGAUUCAUUCAGUGGUGUUAAAGAUUCAAACAGCAAUUCCGAUGGCAAAGUCAUUGCCAAGGUGAAAUGUGAGGCCAGGUCAGCAUUGACCAAGCCGAAGAAUAACCAUAAUAACUGUAAAAAAGUCUCAAAUGAAGAAAAACCAAAGGUUGCCAUUGGUGACGAGUGUAGAGCGGAUGAGCAGGCCUUCCUGGUGUCACUUUAUAAAUACAUGAAAGAAAGGAAAACACCGAUAGAACGAAUACCCUAUUUAGGUUUUAAACAGAUUAACCUUUGGACUAUGUUUCAAGCUGCUCAAAAACUGGGAGGAUAUGAAACAAUAACAGCCCGCCGUCAAUGGAAACAUAUUUAUGAUGAAUUAGGCGGUAAUCCUGGGAGCACGAGCGCUGCCACUUGCACCCGUCGACAUUAUGAAAGAUUAAUCCUACCAUAUGAAAGGUUUAUUAAAGGAGAGGAAGAUAAGCCCCUGCCUCCAAUCAAACCUCGGAAACAGGAGAACAGUUCACAGGAAAAUGAGAAUAAAACAAAAGUAUCAGGAACCAAACGCAUCAAACAUGAAAUCCCUAAGAGCAAGAAAGAAAAAGAGAAUGCCCCAAAGCCCCAGGAUGCAUCAGAGGUUUCAUCAGAGCAAGAGAAGGAACAAGAGACUUUAAACCAGAAAAGCAUCACUGAACCUCUCCCAGCAGUAGAAAAGAAAAAAAUGGAGGGAUACCAGGAAUUUGCAGCAAGGCCCCUGGCGUCCAGAGUGGACCCAGAAAAGGACAACGAAAAAGAUCCAGGUGCCACUGGUGACAAGGUGACAGAGGAGCCAGGAGAGAAGGGACCUGCUGCUCCACUCCCCAGUGCCCCAUCAGCCCCGGAAAGGGAUCCAGCCUUGAUCCCCAGCAAACAGUCACUCACCUCUUCGAGUGCUCUUGUGGACUCAAAACAAGAACCCAACCCUUGCUGUUUUACAGAAAGUCCUGAAAAUGAACUCCAAGAAGUAUCCUUCUCCAGCUUCUCCACCACGCAGCCACCACUGGCAAACCAGAGUGACAUGGAGGAUGACAAACUGCCUGCGGUGGCAGACUACAUUGCCAACUGCACUGUGAAGGUGGACCAGCUGGGCAGUGAUGACAUCCACAAUGCACUGAAGCAGACCCCGAAGGUCCUUGUGGUGCAGUCAUUUGACAUGUUCAAAGACAAAGACCUGACUGGGCCUAUGAAUGAGAACCACGGACUUAACUACACUCCCCUGCUCUACUCAAGGGGCAACCCGGGCAUCAUGUCCCCACUGGCCAAGAAAAAACUUCUGUCCCAAGUGAGUGGGGCCAGCCUCUCCAGCAGCUACCCCUAUGGCUCCCCACCCCCCUUGAUCAGCAAAAAGAAGUUGAUUGCGAGGGAUGACUUGUGUUCCGGUUUGUCCCAGGCCCACCACGGCCAGAGCACUGACCAUACGGCAAUCAACCGGCCAUCUGUGAUUCAGCAUGUCCAGAGUUUCCGAAGCAAACCCUCGGAGGAGAGGAAGACCAUCAGUGACAUCUUUAAACAUGACAAACUGAGUCGAUCGGAUCCCCACCGCUGCAGCUUCUCCAAGCAUCACCUGAGCUCCCUUGCUGACUCCUAUGUCCUGAAGCAAGAAAUUCAGGAGGGCAAGGAGAAGCUGCUAGAGAAAAGGGCCCUACCCCACUCCCACAUGCCUAGCUUCCUGGCCGAUUUCUACUCGUCCCCUCAUCUCCACAGCCUCUAUAGACACACCGAGCACCAUCUUCACAAUGAACAGACAUCGAAGUACCCUUGCAGGGACAUGUACAGGGAAUCAGAAAACAAUUCCUUUCCUUCUCACAAACACCAAGAGAAGCUCCAUGUAAAUUAUCUCACGUCUCUUCACCUGCAAGACAAAAAGUCGUCUGCAACUGAAGCCCUCACGGAUGAUCAGCCAACAGAUCUGAGCCUCCCCAAGAACCCGCACAAACCCACCGGCAAGGUCCUGGGCCUGGCCCACUCGGCCCCAGGGCCUCAGGAGAGCAAAGGCAUUGCCCAGUUCCAGGUUGGCAGCCAGAGUCGAGACUGUCACCCCAAAGCCUGUCGGGUAUCGCCCAUGACCAUGUCGGCCGCUAAAAAAUACCCUGAAUCCCUUUCCCGAUCAGGCAAACCUCACCAUGUGAGACUGGAGAGUUUCAGGAAGAUGGAAGGCAUGGUCCACCCUAUCCUGCACCGGAAAAUGAGCCCUCAAAACAUUGGGGCGGCGCGUCCCAUAAAGCGCAGCCUGGAGGAUUUGGACCUUGUGAUUGCCGGGAAAAAGGCCCGGGCAGUGUCUCCCCUGGACCCUUCCAAGGAAGCCUCUGGGAAAGAGAAGGGCUGUGAGCAGGAAGGUGAAGGAGGCAAGGCACCACAUGGUGGACAUUCCGGGGGCACGUCAGAAGGUCACAAGCUCCCCCUCUCUUCCCCCAUCUUCCCAGGUUUGUAUUCCGGGAGCCUGUGUAACUCGGGCCUCAACUCCAGGCUCCCAGCGGGGUAUUCCCAUUCUCUGCAGUACUUGAAAAACCAGACUGUGCUUUCUCCACUCAUGCAGCCCCUGGCUUUCCACUCGCUCGUGAUGCAAAGAGGGAUUUUUACGUCACCGACAAAUUCUCAACAGCUGUACAGACACUUGGCUACGGCCACACCUGUAGGAAGUUCAUACGGGGACCUUUUGCACAACAGCAUUUAUCCUUUAGCUGCUAUAAAUCCUCAAGCUGCCUUUCCAUCUUCCCAGCUGUCGUCCGUACACCCCAGUACAAAACUGUAAGCCCAGCUCUGCCCAGCAUCCCAAACGGUGUGGCAAGCAAAGCUUCACUCCUUACGCUGGAGUGAUCAGGCUUAUAGAAUUAGAAGUCAGUAUUUCUUCUAAUCUGGGGGUAAGAUUAGACCUGGCCAAAGGGGCCGAGAGGAGGGUGUGCAUACCUGAUUUUCUGGGACGGCUGCAGUCUUGGUGGGUCAGUCUUGCCCUUCCAACACAUGCCCUGGCACCCAGACCAUUCAUUUUGCACUGGGGGUCUUGUGAAGGGAUCUGUGUGUAUCCAGGAAGAACUUAGAGGACCCUAUCUGAGUUCUGAAGGUCGGAAAACAAUCUGAGCAAAAAAAAGGGGGGGGGGCAGGCAUUUCAAAGAAAGAACAAGGAAGACUGGCAGACAUGCCAAGGGAUGCCCCUUCUUUUCAUAAAACUCUCCAAGGUUCAAUCAAUGCAAUGUAUAGUGAAACUUCAAUAGAUCUUUCAUUUUGACACUAUUAAAUAAUCCAGAGAAGUAAACACUGUUAAAAUGACUGUAUAUAUUUGCUUCUUAAAACUACCCGUAUCACUGUUUGCUCAUCUAAUUUAUAUACAGGUAGUAAGUACCAUUUUCUCCCAGUUCCUCUGUGUCUUUUUUUUUUUUUUUUUUUUUUUUUUUUUAAUUAAACAGGACCGCUGACCGCUUUUGUUUGCAGGUCUUCUGUUUUUGUUUUGUUUUGUUUUAUUUUGUUUUGUUUCAGAGAGUGACCGACUGUCCUAGUUGUCCAUGUGUGUUUGUAAUUUUUCCACAUCUUAUCAUUUUGAGCAGCUUUGGGUGGAAAAGUUAUUGUUUACAAAUUGAAGCAACCGAUUCUAGUGGAACAAAUGAAAAAGAAACCAGUAGAGCACACAAUUGUGCAAAGAACUUUCCUUUGCAGAUUCACAACUUAAGGAUUUUGUUCCUCACAAAUGGCAUAGUUAAAAGAGCUUACACACUGCUUACCCGGCCAGAUGCUUUGCUUUGAAAUAUUGGGUUAUGUGAAAAUAUCAAGCAUUGUAUUCACCUUAUCUAGGCUGUGAAACUGUCCUACAUACCAGAGAAAUCAUAAAAACAAAAAUCUCAUUGGCAGCAAGCUGCUGAAUAACAACUGAGUCUAGAGGAAUAUUUGUGGGCUGCACAGAUAUUUUAGGAAUUUCAGAAAUUAGAACAGGAGCCAAAAUGAUUUACAUUGGUGUUGGCACUGAUCCUUCCUGACAGUCUGGGAAAUCGGGUUGGGACAGAGAUGGAGCUCAACUAUCCAGAAGCCAAUGAACAGCUGGAGGCCUGGACACCAGAUACUUUCCCUGGGCCUUGGUAUUUUGAGUCUUAAGUAGACACAUUGCCUUCAUCAACUUGGCUUCUUGCUGUUCCCAAGAAGACCCUCCCAGGCAACAUCUUUGGGGACAAUUGGCUUACCGAAUUACCAAUUUCAAAAGAAAUUCAUCCUUUUGGGACUUGUGGGGUAUGCAUUCUGUGUAUGUGCAAGCACCUAGGGUGGUUUGUGUUGUGUUUUUAACCACCUGGCAAUACAGUCCACUUUAUAAUUUUUUUUAUGUGGGAAAAAAAUGGUCAAGCUGUGCAAGCAGUCAAAAGGUGUGGAGAAUGUUUAUUGUCAUUCUUGCCACUUUAUUCCAUUUGCUGCCAAGGUAUAACAUCAAAGUGGAUGCAUUUGCUAAGUAUGGUAAAGGUCAAUCAAUACAGAGAAGUGGAUUUUCUUUCCAAGUCCCAUCCCUGCUAAGACUGCUUUGAUGAACUCCUUGUCAAUCUCCCCUCCCCAACACUACCAGUAGAUAUUAGAACCAUAAUUAACCAAGUCUCUUACCUCUGAAAUAUUUAAUUCUAUGAAAAUUGAUAACAAUUUUCAACUUCUAAAUAGGUAACUCGACUGCAAAAUAAUCAAAACUGGUAACAAUGAAACUGCGACUCUUAAAGCCAUGCAUGCCAUGCAUUUGUAUUGAAAUGUCUCCAUGAUACGAAGCCAAAUAUUCAAUGUAACAUACUUAAUAUCCAAAGGUGGAAACAAAAGAAUGUAGAGAUCUAGUGUUAAGAGUUCCAUUUGCUUCAAUUAAUUAUUUACCUUCCUGUGGAAUAAUAUAUAUAUAUAUAUUUAAUAGAACCAUAGAUAGACUAGUAGAAUUUAGAUUAUAAAUGUGUGAAUGCAGAUUAUCCUGCUAUUGCACAAGAUAGAGGGGGAAAAAAAAUCUCAAUUCCAGCUGGCAAAAUGCUGGCCAGGACACUUUUUAGAAAGUUGCACUAGACUGAAUUGUCACAGAAUCAGAGGUCAUGGAAGACAAAGGAAACUCCAGUGGUCAGCAGCAGACAUGGGCUAGAUUGUUCAUGGUUUCUAUGAGUUCCUUUCUCAGAGAAAAUGGGGGUCAUCUGUCUCUGGAGGAGCUCACCUCACCUAUCCAUUUGGAAUCAGGGCAUUUGUUUUCCCCACCGCAAUAAUUUCAGUCUGGUUUCAUCAUGUUGGAAUUCGAUCACACCAUUUUCAAGCAAUGUUAACAUAGUCCAGCUUUUGUUUUUCUCCUCUCUUUCUUCCGAGAGGAGACUUACUGUUUCUGUCUGAGGAAGCUCAUACCCUCAGCAAAACAUCAGGACAAAUAAGGAGAAAUGGGGGUAUACAUUCCCAACAGAAGCUGCGUGUUAUUUGUUUUAAAAACUCCGAACAGAGAUCUUGGAAAUCUUUCAAAAAGACCAUUGAAUUCUUCAUUGGCUGAGAACUACAUUUUAAAAAGUCUUAAAUAAGGCUUUGUUUGCAUUGUUUGAGUUCAAGGGGCCUUAUUAUUGAAUGGAAUUGCACAAGCCUUUCUUUGUGCAAUCAAACCAUUGUUAUUGGUAGUUUUGUAAAGGAAACUGUGGAAUCUAAUUGGCAAUGGAGUCAUAAAUCUAUUUACUGAGUGUGGCUUCCAAGAAAUGUUGCAAUUCAAAAUGCACUAAGUCCGUGAUUUACUGGAGAUUCUAAAUAAUAUUUUUGAAAAACCUCUCCAUGUAACUUCUGGUUUAACUUUUGGCAACUCAAUAUUAAAAAAACAGCCCAACUGAAUUAAGUAUUCUCCUAGUAAGUGAUUCGAACUUGUACUAUUUGCCACAGGACUGACUUAUUUAUUAACUAGCUAGAAGCUCUUAAGUUCACUUGUUUAUCAGGGCAUAUACAGAAGGGUUUGUUAAAACUCAAUGUUGACUUUACAACUUUCUGACCUGGUGCAUGAAUUCUCAAGUACUGUAUUUCACUGUGUUGGUGUGUCUGAUGGAAGUUUCGAGGUGAUCCCACAAAACUAUUUUAUGUAGUGUGCCUUCAAAGAGAACCAUUUAUUUCUCUUCACUGUUGUCCCACAAAGUCACAUUUGGUGGUGGUCAGCCAAGUCCCAUCUGGUCCAGUUUUACUCUUGUCCCAAUUUUAAAGAGAAAUGGGAACAAGUUUGCCCUGGUGAGACCCACACCAUUGCAAUGAUUAUCUUGAGCACUUAAAUUCCAGUGUUGGCUGUUGAUGUAUUUGAUACUCUGCCUGUCUCCCCUUGGUUGAAAUAUGUCUGAAGAAUAGCAGCAUAAUCUCUUGGCUGUUUAUACUUUUUUAAACUUUCCUGUGUUGUAAAUAUUGUAUACUUUUGGUGAUUCCAGCUAUGUAACCUUUAUGCUCUGUAAGGUGAUUAUUUGUAUAUAGCAACAUGGCCCAGUGAUAUUAUAUAGUUUCCCAAUGGAGAGGUUAUUGAGUAACCUUUGCAUUAGUUUAAACACUACCAGAAGAAUGCUGAGCCAACUAUAAACACUCAAUUUUGUAUGUUUUCCAAAUUGUACUUAUUACUGCUUUUGAUACUGUAUUACGUGCCAAUAGUUUCCCAAUCACAUAGCAGGCAAGAGAUAUUUUGUACUUUUUGAUCCACUGUAAUAUUUAAUAAAAAAUGUUACUAUCUGUUUCCUUUUGGGUGUGAGUAAUCUGUCACUUCUUCCUGAGCAACCUUGCGGUCUUACUAGGGCAGUCUCCACCCUGUUGUCUCCAAACUGAUAAUGGCAGUAAUUAAUGAUGUGUGAUGAUGAGUGUGUAGUUCAUUGAGAACCUCUGGUGACUGAUUGGCAUACAAUAUCUUUGAUCUUCACCACCUCAAAUGAACAUGGUUAUGUCCAUUGUACUGGUGAGAAAAUUAAGCUUAGCAAGAUAUAUCAACUCGCCAAAGAUAACGCCUAACCAAUUGACAGAGCCAGGAUUUGAACCCAGGGCUCUUAAUCUGUGCACAUCCUUAUAUACCACACUCCUCUCCUGACAGGUAACAGAAGUCACUGUUUAUUUAUUCAGUCAACAAAAAUUUACUCAUGCUUCAAUUGCCAGACAUAGUGUUAGGAACUGGGAAUAGUGAGUCAAAGGUAAAUAUUAUCUCUGGAGCUUAUCUAUCUUAUAUGGAAGAGAGUUAAUCAAAUAAUUACCCAUAUAAAUACAAAACCUUGACCUAGUUCCUAGGAAGAGGAGAUGAUGGCUAGAGUGAUAAAUGAAGAGGAAUUUGUGAUUGAUAAAUGAAAGAUGGGUAUGACCAGUUGAGAGAAGAACUGGGAGAGAAUAUUCCAAGCACAGGAUACCAAAUGUGGCAAGGCCCCAAGUCAGGAACCGAGUGAUUUUGGCUUGUUAGAGAAAUUGAACAAAAACCUGUACACCAGAAACAGCAUUACAAGAUCCAGGGAGAGGUUGAGGGCACCUCAGAGAGUGUAGCAGGGGCCAGCCAGGUAAUAGGCCAGGUUGAGCAUUUUGAUUUGUAUCCUAAGCAACAAGAGAUUUAAACAAGGAAAUGUUCAAAUUUGACCUUUUUCACCGUAGCUAGCUUCCUGUGUGAAGGCAGAUGGGCUGCUCUCUGAAGGUAGACUGAGCAAUGUAAUAUCAAGAUGGUCAUUUCAAUUGGAGUGGUACAUUGGGAGAGUGGAGAAGUCUUAGAAGUACUUAAAAGUAAGGAUCAACAGAUUUGAUAAUGAGACUUUCAUUAAAUGAGAUGAUUAAUGCAUAAUCAGGAAGGGUUGAAAAGCUAAGAAAAUAGCAUAUUCUGACUUUUAGUCACAAGGAACAAAGAUUUCUCAUCUUUGGCCUCUUCACCCUCUGCUUCCAGACUUCCCCUUGGCUUAUUACUAGUUGAAAUGAGGCAUUCGUGAAAUAGUACCUU